AUGGCAGCCAUACUAGUAGCAGCUGCAGCAGAAGCUGAGGAAGUUCAGCCACAUCCUGGCCGUGUAUUAAGAGACAGGGAGCAACCCCUUGACUCUCUCACCGAGACACAGUUGCUGAAGAGGUACCGAUUCGGUCGCGAGGCAAUAUUCUUCAUAAUCAAUCUUCUUACCAAUCAAAUCGCACCACCCACCGAACGCAACCAGGCAAUCCACCCGACACUCCAAGUUUUGAUCAGCCUCAAUUUCUUCGCGACCGGAUCGGUAUUAGAAAGUGAUGCCAACAUCCAUCGCAUUCACCGAAGCACUGUGUCUAGAGUAAUCCACAGGGUCUCUCAAGCCUUGUGUGAACACAAGAGCCAGUUCAUCAAGUUCCCAAGGACCGAUGAAGAAACAGCUGCCAACAUUCAGGAUUUUUAUAGAAUUGCAAGAUUUCCGAGAGUGGUAGGGGCUGUUGAUGGUACCCAUGUGUGCCUUCAUGGCUGCCCAUUAGGCCCCGACGAAUACGUUUACACCAAUAGGAAGGGCAGGUCUUCCAUCAAUGUCCAAUUAGCUUGCAAUACAAAAUUCCAGAUAAUCAAUGUCGUUGCAAGAUGGCCGGGGAGUACCCACGACUCCAGAGUUCUUCAGAAUAGCAGACCGUACCGCAAGUACAAUAAUGGAGAACUGAAAGGGAUCAUCCUCGGCGACUCUGGUUAUCCCUUGAUGACAUGGUUAAUGACCCCCAUCCUUAAUCCACAGACACCAGAGGAACAAGCCUACAACAAUAAAAGAUUCAGACAGCCAGCAGGAGACGAUAACGAAGAUGACCACAUGAUCGAUGACAACAUGGAAGGAGAAAUCAACAGGGAAAGGGGAGAUGCAGCAGCCAUCGCUGUCCGGGCCCAGAUCGUACAGUCUUUUGUUGUGUAG
Molecule: messenger RNA, 909 nt
Organism: Lytechinus pictus (painted urchin)
Lineage: Eukaryota; Metazoa; Echinodermata; Echinoidea; Temnopleuroida; Toxopneustidae
Product: putative nuclease HARBI1
Exons: 4
Coding region: 1-909 (302 amino acids)
Source: RefSeq, a predicted model, not a curated record